GUGUGCAUCGCGCCGCACGAUACAUGCGCUUACGCAAAACAUUAUACAUGUUUACUUAACGCGAACUUUAUUAAUAAUAACCCUCGUGUGUCUAACGGCUUGUUUAUGUGAAAAGGCUGUAACAUUAUGCUCAAUAAAAGGAUCAAAGUGUGAAGGGUGUUUAGAACGGCACGGAUUUAACGCGGUCUAUUUUCGACUUGCGUUCACCGUGUUCGAUUAGGCGCCACUCAUUUCGAAGCAAAACAUGCGUGAGCUUGGCCGCGGGGGAUCAAAUGUGGCUGCCACUAUUGCAACGUUGAAUAAUCGUUCGACCAUCGAUGCUAAAUCUCAAUCGGUCAAUACACGGCCAGCUGCCGAGGUGGAGAGGAACGUGUUGCGGUCUCCAAGGAAUAAUAUUUAUGACGAUAGAAUUCGGCGUGCUUCUGGGAUCAGUGAACGUCCCCUGUCAACAGCAUCGGAAACAUCUGAACGCGAUUCGGUCUCCAUUCAAUCUAGCGAGGAACCUCCCUUACAUGAGAGUGGUGACUCGGACAGCCCUGAUGAGACGACGGUAAAAUGUUCUGGAUGGAAAAAUCAAACGGUGCCACCUCAACAUAGUGAUUCCUCUGAAUCCGAUACUUCAACAAGUGAAGAUGACUCUGAUGGUCAGGAAUAUGUGACACGUGAUUGUCGUACUGAUUAUCGGACGCUCACUCCGAAUAGAGCUAUUGAUAAUAGUACACGAUGUGAUGGUGAUUUUAAAUGGUUACAAAGCGGUGAAAUAAUGGACGAUACAGUGGAAAUUCAGUCAUCUGGCGCACGCGGAGAUAAUUACAACUCUGCCAGCUUGGAAAGAAAACGUCGCACGCCAAGCGACCGUGGUGAGCGAGAUCGUAAAACGAGGUCGUCGUUAUCCACAAAACCGCCGCAACAUCCAUCCAGCCUCAGGGUUUCCCCGAGACCAAGGCGUUCACGUGAUGAGGAGGCCCAACCAGACUUACAGCGACGCUGGAACUCCUACGAGCAGUUCCGUUGGCCGGAAGGUGGUUGGUGGCCUCCGAUGUGCUGGUGUCAUGGGCCGCCGCCUCCACCACCAUGCUGCAUGCAUUCUGAACACUCUUGGCCGUCGCACCCGUCUCUUGCGACACUGCCAUCGCGUCCGUACAAGAAUGACGCUGAAGAUCGUGUGCGUCGCCUGGAGUCGGACAAAGACAGUUUGCAGCUGCAAGUUCAGGUGCUGUCAGAGCAGAUCACAGCGCAGACUGAAAAAAUGGCUGACCUAGAGCGAACACUACAUGACGCAAGACAAAGACUGGAUGACACUGAACAGAGGCUACAGAAGGAAAUGCUGCAACGGUCGUCACUAGAAACACAGAAGUUGGAGUUGUUAUCAAAGUUAAGUGAAGUGAGAUUACGGGCAGCGGAAAGGGGUGUCUUAGAGCGGUCACCACCGCCUGACACCACGCCCAUCGCUAGACCGGCUCCUCCGAGGACUCCGCCAGCAAACUACGGGCGUCAAAUCGAGCGUAACACGCACUUGUAUUCCUCCCUACCACGGUCGUCUGUGCUUCCGUCCUCGACAGUGGAGGCGCGAAUGGCCUUCGGUAAAAACAACAUGGUGGUGGCGCGUGGAAAGGGUCACUCCGUACCCAAUUUAGCGGAAAAAGAAGAGGCAUUACCACGUGGCAGCCCAUCUCCAUCAUUACGGGAAGUGCGAGCCAGACUUGGCAGUGGCGGAGUGAGGUUGGAAGGAGAUGAGCUCUCACGAUCAUCGCUAAGGGCGUCUGCGCCUAGACAGCGGACGCAGAAUAUGCCCUGGCAGACGACCGAUGUUCGCCAAUGGGACUGUGAAACCACUUGUGGUUGGCUGGAACACCUUGGUCUAGAGAUAUACGUGCCAACCGCUAGAACUUGGCUCGGCGCGUCUGAUGCGAAGGGAGUUAUUGCUGCAGCAUCACAACAGGCCAUAGAGAAGGAAUUGGCCAUCAAACAUCCCAUGCACAAGAAAAAGAUUGUGCUGGCAUUGACUGAUCUCUUGGGAGGGCAUGGCGACCCAUUACUAACGGCGUCGGGUCGUCUCGAUAGCGCAUGGGCGUUGCGUUGGCUAGAAGACGUGGGCGUAUGCGGCGCACGUGCCGCGGCUGCUGAAGCGGCCCUCGACGCCAGGCUUCUGCAUCGGCUUACGCACUCCGACCUUUAUACGCAUUUGAGGGUCACGCACGCCUUACACGCGUUGUCGAUAAGGAGAGGAAUCCAAGUACUCCGAGACAACAAAUUCAACCCGGAAACAAUGAUACGUCGUGCAGCUGAGAGUGAAGUCUCCCUAGUCGGAGCCGAGUUGACGGAAAAUGAGAGUCAGGGUGGGAGUACUCCAGCAGGGGAAUUGGCCAGGUGGUCUUCUCACAGGGUGAUGCAGUGGCUGAAGGAGAUAGACUUGGCUGAGUAUGCGCCUAAUUUGAGGGGAGCAGGUGUUCACGGCGGCCUGAUGCUGUUGGAACCCCGUUUCACAGCCGAGCUUUUAGCUGCCUUACUGAACAUCCCCGCAAAUAAGACUCUACUUAGACGACAUCUUACUCAAAGAUUCAACGAUCUCCUAGGCCGAGAUGUGAUUCAGCAGAAACGGAAUGCGGAGCAAACCUUAGGAUAUCAGCCACUCACAGCUACAACCAAAUACAAGGUGCCAAAGAGGAGUCAGUUCUCCCUGAAACGCAAGAAGAGUCGCGAUGACAUGGAAUUAGGCGAACUGGUGUGUCCGCUACACGACGACUGCUCAGGUGACGCUAAACCCACGACGAAAGCAAACUCAGCAUCGGACGUCGAGUCGGGUGUUUGUCCCCCGCGUGACGUCACACGCGGACACUAGCGCCCGCUACUCGGAUCCGCGCUCGCGAUACACGCGGCUUCGGAGACCGUGCUAUAAAGAUCACACCACUCAAGACUCUGUAAUUUCGACUAUAUUGCCUUGUGUUUAGGUAUAAUUUUGAUUCAUAAAAACUAAAUCUCUCGUCUCUUUCUAUAUAAUUGUUUCUGCUGUGUUGAAAAGAGACAGCAAUAAGAAUUAGUUUUUAUGGAAAAUACUUUCGUAAUAUGUUAAUGCUGACUUCUGACAUUUCACUACAAAUUAAUUUAAUUAACAUUUCUCGUGACUAUUUAUUUAUUGAAAAUUCAAUUCUUUGGAUGAACUGACGUCAAAUACAGACUCGCGAACCUCAAAUUGUUGUUUAUGGUAUAUAAGGUGACAAACAUUUAAUAACAAUUUAAGGUUUUGCUGAUGAUUUGAUAUAACUCUUAGUUUUGUAAUACUCUAAUAUGGACGGAUUGUUUGAAACUUUUCCAUAAAUCUUUGUUAAACAAGCGUAUACGCGUAGAACCUUUAUAUAAUUUUCUGGAAGAUUUGGACCUUAAAUGUUAUCGUUAAUUUGAGAGAGUUUUCAAUAUUUUUUUUAAUACUGUUCUAUGCGUAUACGCAAUCAGUUCAAAAUGUACUGAAUCUAUACUACGAAAAUUAAAUUUCAGUAUCAAUUAUUUUGUCGUCGAUUAAAUCCAAGAUAUAAAAAUGCAACAACUUUCAAAACACAACUUUUAUUUUGUCUUUAUAUAAGUUCGAUUAAGGGUUUUUAGAUUUUUUUAGAAGUUUUAAGAAAAAGCUAUUAAAAAUAAACUGUAUUAAAUUAUGAGAUAUAAAAGCAUUCGGUGCUGAAGCCAAAUAUAAUUUUAAAUUGGUUUUUAUUUUAAGUUACUGCUAUCGGCACAAAUCUCUUCAAGAAAUAGACAUUCCACAAUAGUGUAUGCAAUAUUUUAAUAACAUCUUUACUGUAAUUUAUAUUGAGUUUGCAAAAUAAUGUAUAGUACUCUUGAUGCUUAUAGGAUCGUCAUCAUAACUCAAAAUCUAUAUUGUACUACUGCAACAACGAACUUUUUUGAAAAAUAAUAGAACACGACCAAUAGACUAUAAACUAAAAGUCAAAUUAUGUAUAGGCUAAACAAUAUUGAAUCUGUGGUCGAAAUCAUGCUCCAAAAUAGACAAAACAUUAAACCAACCACUCUUAGUAUGUUCAUAAGGCUGUAACACAACUGACAAAAUUUACUUUACUAUUUCUGGGUACUGUCAAUAAAAGAAAAAUCUUCGCAAAUGUACUUAUAAGUAGUUAGAAAAUGACUGAUAAAGGACAAUAUUAAACUGGUCUCGUUCUAUUCGCUGCUAUUUAUUACAUAGUUACUGGUAAAAUUUGUUAUAAGUACUUUAAGAAUCAGAGACAAGUCUGAACUUAGCCAUCUAUCAAAAUCCUAUAAUUUGUACUUGUCUUUCAUUCUUAAUAGUUCAGGGUGGAGAUGACAUUUAUAGUCAUAGUUGGCGCCAAACCAGUUCGUUUGACAACUUCGAGCUGUCACAACUAAUU
Messenger RNA from Pieris rapae (cabbage white), 4379 nucleotides. It is a transcript of the gene Liprin-beta, whose product is annotated as liprin-beta-1. Gene Ontology annotation, molecular function: protein binding. The record is from RefSeq and is a predicted model, not a curated record. Gene Ontology annotation, biological process: neuromuscular junction development. Gene Ontology annotation, cellular component: presynaptic active zone. Bases 245 to 2842 code for a protein of 865 amino acids. NCBI's taxonomy places the organism in Eukaryota, Metazoa, Arthropoda, Insecta, Lepidoptera, Pieridae. The transcript is spliced from 13 exons.